Messenger RNA from Monoraphidium neglectum, 1392 nucleotides. RefSeq names its product Chaperone protein clpB 1. Gene Ontology annotation, cellular component: cytoplasm. The record is from RefSeq and is a predicted model, not a curated record. Gene Ontology annotation, molecular function: ATP binding; ATP hydrolysis activity. The transcript is spliced from 13 exons. Bases 1 to 1392 code for a protein of 463 amino acids. Lineage: Eukaryota; Viridiplantae; Chlorophyta; Chlorophyceae; Sphaeropleales; Selenastraceae. Gene Ontology annotation, biological process: cellular response to heat.
AUGACGGGUGGCCUGGAGGCCCGCGGGGACUCCGCGGGCCCUUCAUCCAGCGCGCAGGAGCAUCUCCCUGAUGAGGACGGCGCCGCGGGGGCGCCGCUGCAGGACGCGCCGCUGCAGGAGGUGCUCGCCGGCUACCUAGCGAAAGCGGAGCAGCACCGCAGUGACAUGGGGGACAAGCAGGCCAGCGUGGAGCACUUGGUGCUGGCCCUGGCGGAGGACCCGCGUUUCGGGGAGGUGCUGGGCUGCACGACCGGCUUCCAGCACCACAGCGGCGGCCCCCGCGGCAGGGCGCCCACGGCCGCGGCCGUGGCCGCGCCGCGCCGUGCAGCGGCCGGCCUGGCGGGGCUCGUCCCGGCCCGGCGGGAGGAGGAUCUGAAGGUGGCCAUUAAGAAGAGCCGCGUGAUCUACAACCGGGGCCAGGAGUACGACCAGCCUUUUGAGAUGAGCGUUCUGGCCAAGUACAGCCGGGACCUGACAGAGAUGGCGAGGGCCGGCAAGCUGGACCCGGUCAUCGGCCGCGCGGAUGAGAUGAGGCGGCUCAUAGAUGUGCUCUGCCGCCGCACCAAGAACAGCGCGGUGCUGCUGGGAGAGGCGGUGUCGUGGCGCGCUCGGCUGGCCGCCGGGGGCGGCGGCGCCCGCGGCGCCGCGCCCGAGCGCGCGAGUGCGGGGGAGCGGGCGGAGCGAAUGGCGGCGGCGCCGGCGCUGACGUCCACCCCCGCCGCUCUCAACAUGAGCCGGCUGCGCGUCGGCAAGACCGCCAUUGUGGAGGGGCUGGCGCAGCGCAUCGCGCAGGACGACGUGCCCGAGGGGCUGCGGGGCAGCAGGGUGAUCGCGCUGGAGAUGGGUCUGCUAAUGGCAGGCGCCGCGUUUCCUGGGGAGUUUGAGGAGCGGCUGAGGGGCGUGCUCAAGGAGCUGCAGCAGGAGGGGCUCAGGGCCAUCCUCUUCAUUGAUGACAUCCAUACCAUCACGGGCCCCAACGCGCAGCAGGGCGGCGGCGUGAAUGACGCGAGCGUGAUGCUCAAGCCACUGCUCAGCAGGGGGGAGGUGCGGUGCCUCGGCUGCACCAGCCUGGACAAGUACAGGAAGUUCAUCGAGAAGGACCCCGGCCUGGAGCGGCGGUUCCAGCAGGUGCCUGUGGAGCCCCCAACUGUGGUGGAGACCAUCUCCAUCCUCCGCGGCCUGCGCCACAAGUACGAGGCGCACCACGGCGUCCGCAUCACCGACGCGGCGCUCGCGGCGGCGGCGCACCUCGGGGACCGCUACCUCCCAGACCGGUUCCUGCCGGACAAGGCCAUUGAUCUGGUGGACGAGGCGGCGGCCAAGGUCAAGACUGACCUGGCGCUGAGGCCGGAGGCGCUCGACCGCAUCGAGAGGCGCAUCAAGUGGGUCUGA